AUGGAUCCGGCAUUAGUUAAAGAACGUCAAAAAUUUAUUAACCGCCAAUUGGCUCAGCCAAGUGUGGAGAAAAGGAAAUCUCAACCGGUUACUAAAUUCAAGCCCGAGAAAUCAGUUAAAACAUUUACUUCAACUCCUGCAACAUCAGGAAGUAAAUCAUAUAAUUAUAAGCUAACUACUGGACGAUCGCGGAGUAGAUUUGGGGUAUUAAAUAAGAUUGUUAAUUACAUGAAAGAACGCUACCAAUAUGGUGAAAAUUCUCCACUGUCUCUUGAUGAAUUACUUGAUCGAACUCAGACUACCGAUAUUGAAUCUACCGACAAAGAUUGGCUCGCAAAGCAUGCUUUAGUAAAUAAUGAGAAGAUAAGUAUUCAAGAUGGUAAAUUCAAAUUCAAGCCAAAAUUCGAUAUCAAGAGUAAGAAACAGCUCUAUCGAUUUUUAAAGAAACGUUAUGAGAAUGGCUUAGGUGGCGUUUAUAUUGAUGAUGUGAAGGAAAGUUUGCCCAACUCUGAAAACAUAAUAAAGAAUCUAGAUGACUCGGUUACUAUCCUUACCAGACCGAAUGAUAAAAAACAAGUCAUAUACUUCAAUGAUAUCAAGAAUAAGUUUGACGUAUCCGAAGAAUUUAAACAAUUGUGGUAUAGCGUUAGUGUAGAUGUAUCUGAAAUCGAUAUCGAAGUGUACCUCAAAAAGGCUGGAAUAACUGUCAUGGAAGAUUCAGGUCGCACCAAAAGAAAAGCACCACCGCGCAAAAAUCCUAGGCAAUCGAAAAGGUCUCGCCAAUUCAAGUUUACUAAUACUCAUCUUGAUAAGGAUACGCUGAAGGAUUAUUCCGAUAUAGUAACGAAAACUGAUAAGUAA
This is a messenger RNA of Trichoplax adhaerens, 861 nucleotides long. RefSeq lists its product as uncharacterized. The coding region runs from base 1 to 861 and encodes 286 amino acids. Gene Ontology annotation, biological process: transcription initiation at RNA polymerase II promoter. The record is from RefSeq and is a predicted model, not a curated record. The transcript has 9 exons. NCBI's taxonomy places the organism in Eukaryota, Metazoa, Placozoa, Uniplacotomia, Trichoplacea, Trichoplacidae. Gene Ontology annotation, cellular component: transcription factor TFIIE complex.